Molecule: messenger RNA, 1847 nt
Organism: Benincasa hispida (wax gourd)
Lineage: Eukaryota; Viridiplantae; Streptophyta; Magnoliopsida; Cucurbitales; Cucurbitaceae
Product: Protein kinase superfamily protein
Biological process (GO): protein phosphorylation
Molecular function (GO): protein kinase activity; ATP binding
Source: RefSeq, a predicted model, not a curated record
GGGAAAGAGGAGUUUGUGCAAGCUGGCAUUGGAUUUUGAGUUUUCAAUGGUCAAACAGUGAGUCAAUCCAUACGUUUAUGCCCUUUGUAUUCAAUCUUUGUUUCUAUAUUCUUCAAAUUUCAAUUCCCAAUUCCCAAUUUCUCUCUCUCAGUUAAUUAUCAUAUCCAGUUUUGAUUCUAUCAUUUCUUCAACUUUCCUCUAAGUUUCUUGUUUUCGAUUCGAUUCCAUUCGAUUCCGCCUGUUUUUCGCUGUUUCUAACUCCAUGGCCUAGACGAGCAUGACGAAAUCCAAGAGUUUGAUGCACAACAUCAUGAGACAAUUCAGAUUCGGUUCCUCAAGAGACAGGCAGGGCGAGGAUGAUUUGGAGGAGAUUGCAGCUAAGGAACAGAAGGUUAUUCAAUUUGAAACAUUAGUUGAAGCUACCAACAAUUUUCACCAGAAUAACAAGCUUGGCGAAGGCGGAUUUGGUCCAGUUUACAAGGGGAAGUUAAAGGAUGGAAGAGUGAUUGCAGUUAAGAAGUUGUCGCAUUAUUCAAAACAAGGAAGAAAAGAGUUUAUGACUGAGGCUAAAUUGUUGGCUCGUGUGCAGCACAGAAAUGUCGUCAAUUUGUUGGGAUACUGUGUGCAUGGUUCAGAGAAACUACUGGUUUACGAAUAUGUCACAAAUGAGAGUCUUGACAAGCUUCUCUUCACAGAAUCCUGCAGACGAGGAGAUCUUGAUUGGAAGAGGAGGUAUGACAUAAUCUUUGGCAUAGCACGAGGUCUGCAAUAUCUUCAUGUGGACUCACAUAAUGUCAUUAUCCAUCGUGACAUAAAGGCUAGUAACAUCUUGUUGGAUGAUAAAUGGGUCCCUAAGAUUGCCGAUUUUGGGAUGGCUCGUCUCUUCCCUGAAGAUCAAACUCACGUCAAUACUCGUGUUGCCGGUACAAAUGGAUAUAUGGCUCCCGAAUAUGUAAUGCACGGGCAUCUAUCAGCCAAGGCAGACAUUUUUAGCUUUGGUGUUUUGGUUUUGGAACUUAUAAGCGGCCAGCGAAAUUCGUCAUUUAGUUCAUUUAUGGACGCCGAGAAUCUACUUGAUUGGGCUUACAAGCUAUACAAGAAGGGCAGGAGCUUGGAGAUCAUGGACCCAACAUUAGCUUCAUCAGCUGUUCCUGACCAAGUUACAAUGUGCAUUCAGAUAGGAUUGCUAUGCACACAAGGUGAUCCAAACCUACGGCCGACUAUGCCACGUAUAGUUUUAAUCCUUUCAAAGAGACCUGGUAAUUUGGAGGAACCAAUGAGACCAGGAAUACCUGGUUCUCGGUAUAGAAGACCUCGUAGGACAAGUGCAUCGUCCUCCAAUGCUGGUGUGUCUGGAACUUCUGGUUCAUCCGACUCCUAUGCUCUUACAAGCAAUACUACUGGGACUAUAACUGCUACCGCAACCGCAACCGCAACCGCAAAUGAAGUUGCUUCUGGCUCUUCUUCAAUUAGUCGAGGAUACGAUACUCAUGGGAAACGUCCGAUAGAAGGUUAGACCCCAUUUCUAAUAGGAUCAUUCUUUUUGUUCAUAAGUUUUUGUAUCCUUAGUUACAUUAGGAUGUAAAUGUUGAGGUGGAAAGUUUCUGGUCAAAGUAGUUGGAUGGAUUCAAUUCAAUUUCUUAUCACAUUUUUUGUACAGUAAGUUAGCAGUUUUAGGUUCAAUCCCCAAUGUAAAAAGAAUUUAAAUAAAUAAAUCUGUACAUCUGCAGUAAUGUAUUUUCAGCAAAAACAGUUUAGUUAUCACUAGUUUGAUGCUAGUUUUAAUUUGGCCAAUUGUAUUAUAUUUAAAUCUUCCGAAGAAUAUAUAUAUAUAUAUAUGCAAGCCA